GGGCAGGCGGACGAGGUGGCACGGAGGCUGAUCUGGGAGAAGAACCUCAAGUACAUCAACAGCCACAACCUGGAGCACGCACUGGGCGUCCACACCUUCGAGCUGGCCAUGAACCACCUGGGUGACAUGACCAGCGAGGAGGUGGCAAGGCCCAUGCCGGGCUUACGCCGCCCACGUCACAACGAGACGCUCUACGUCCCCGACUGGACUGAGAGAGUCCCGGCUGCCGUGGACUGGAGGAAGAAAGGCUACGUGACGCCCGUUAAGAACCAGGGCCAGUGUGGCUCGUGCUGGGCUUUCAGCUCGGUGGGUGCGCUGGAGGGGCAGCUGAAGCGGAAGACGGGGAAGCUGCUGUCCCUCAGCCCCCAAAACCUGGUGGACUGUGUGACCAACAACGACGGCUGCGGUGGCGGCUACAUGACCAACGCCUUCGAGUACGUCCGGCAGAACCGCGGCAUCGACUCGGAGGACGCCUACCCCUACGUCGGCCAGGACGAGAGCUGCAUGUACAACCCCAGAGGGAAGGCGGCCAAGUGCCGCGGCUACCGGGAAAUCCCUGAAGGCAACGAGAAGGCUUUGAAGAGGGCCGUGGCCAGGAUCGGACCCGUCUCCGUGGGCAUCGACGCCAGCCUGCCCUCCUUCCAGUUCUACAGCCGCGGCGUGUACUACGAUGAGAGCUGCAAUGCUGAAAACAUCAACCACGCAAUGCUGGCGGUGGGCUACGGCACGCAGAAGGGCACCAAGUACUGGAUCAUCAAGAACAGCUGGGGCGAGGAGUGGGGCAACAAGGGCUACGUCCUCCUGGCGCGCAACAUGAACAACGCCUGCGGCAUCGCCAACCUCGCCAGCUUCCCCAAGAUGUGA
Molecule: messenger RNA, 864 nt
Organism: Balearica regulorum gibbericeps (East African grey crowned-crane)
Lineage: Eukaryota; Metazoa; Chordata; Aves; Gruiformes; Gruidae
Source: RefSeq, a predicted model, not a curated record